AUGUCCGAGUACCAACUCCCCGACAUCCCCGCCUGUACACCGUACGACCGUAGACUCAGCACAGGGAAUUACGGCUAUCAACCAAGCCUGGGAUGGGGCAUUGCAUUCACUCUCCUAUUCACGGCCAUAGCUGUCGGACAAGCAAUCCAUGUGUUACGCACUCGAGCCUUCUGGACUGUUCUGUUCAUCAUCGGCGCGAUACUCGAGAUCAUCGGCUGGGUCGGACGGACCAUCAGCCACCAGUGUCCAUACUCCCGAACAUGUUUUCUCAUGCAAACGGCAACAUUGAUCAUGGGAAUCUACGUCACUCUCUGGGUUCUAAUCCGCGACAUCGGUCGACACGUAUCCCCCUUCCCACCCAAAACCUACCUAUUCAUAUGCUUCAUCAUCGACUCCGUCUGUCUCAUCACCCAAGCCGUCGGCGGCGGUCUAGCCGGCUCCGCAUACAGCACCGGGAUCUCGAUACAAACAGGCACAACCAUCAUGGUAGUAGGGAUCAUCACCCAACUAGCCGCCGCCGUGAUCUUCUCAUUUCUUCUCGGAAUCGUGAUCUACCGCGGUGGGUCCGAGCUACGUGCAAACCCCCGGUUAUUCUACGUGGCUGGCGCUACCGUCUUCUCCACGGCGAUGAUGAUCAUGCGGAAUUUGUAUCGGUCGAUUGAGUUGACGGAGGGAUGGAGGGGGUAUCUGAUUACGAAUGAACGGUUUGUUCUCGCGUUGGAUGCCCUGCCGAUGGUGCUUUCGAUGGGGAUUUAUGUUUUUUUCAACCCUGGGGAACAUUUUGGGAAGGAAACGGUUGGUGUUGAUGAGCAAGAGCUUAUUUGA
Molecule: messenger RNA, 825 nt
Organism: Aspergillus affinis
Lineage: Eukaryota; Fungi; Ascomycota; Eurotiomycetes; Eurotiales; Aspergillaceae
Product: RTA1 domain-containing protein
Exons: 2
Coding region: 1-825 (274 amino acids)
Cellular component (GO): fungal-type vacuole; plasma membrane
Source: RefSeq, a predicted model, not a curated record